This is a messenger RNA of Chenopodium quinoa (quinoa), 1245 nucleotides long. RefSeq names its product expansin-A8-like. The transcript has 3 exons. NCBI's taxonomy places the organism in Eukaryota, Viridiplantae, Streptophyta, Magnoliopsida, Caryophyllales, Amaranthaceae. The record is from RefSeq and is a predicted model, not a curated record. Bases 112 to 867 code for a protein of 251 amino acids. Gene Ontology annotation, biological process: plant-type cell wall organization. Gene Ontology annotation, cellular component: extracellular region.
ACCAUUCCCUUACCACAAAGCAAAUAGCUUUCUAGUCAUUUUUCUUUCAAACUCUCCCUUCUCUUUUUCCCUCUCCCUCCCAAAAUUAAAACUCUUGUUCUCUAAGAAUAUAUGGCUUCUCCUACCAUGUUGGCCUCAACCCUUUUCGUCUUUGUCAUUAAUCUAUGCCUUUGCGGUGUCUACGGUGAUGGCGGUUGGACAAAUGCCCAUGCUACAUUUUACGGUGGAGGUGACGCCUCUGGUACAAUGGGGGGAGCAUGUGGGUAUGGAAACUUGUACAGCCAAGGGUACGGGACCAGCACGGCGGCACUAAGUACCGCGUUGUUUAACAGUGGAAUGAGUUGUGGAGCUUGCUACGAACUAAAAUGCAAUGACGACCCAAAAUGGUGCAUAGCAGGAAGCAUUAUAGUGACUGCUACCAAUUUUUGCCCACCAAACUAUGCAUUGUCUAAUGAUAAUGGUGGAUGGUGCAACCCUCCUCUACAACAUUUUGAUUUGGCUGAGCCUUCUUACUUGAAAAUUGCUCAAUAUCGUGCAGGAAUUGUCCCCGUUUCAUUUAGAAGGGUACCCUGUGUAAGAAAGGGAGGAAUAAGGUUCACAAUCAAUGGACACUCCUACUUCAACUUGGUCCUAAUCACUAAUGUUGCCGGUGCCGGUGACGUCCACUCGGUGUCGAUCAAGGGUUCGAAAACCGGGUGGCAAGCAAUGUCAAGGAACUGGGGACAAAAUUGGCAAAGCAAUGCUAACCUCAAUGGGCAAAGCCUCUCAUUCCAAGUUACUUCUAGUGAUGGAAGGACUAUUACUAGUAACAACAUUGUUCCUGGCAAUUGGCAAUUUGGUCAAACUUUUGAAGGAGGACAAUUCUAAUUACAAAAAAGAAAAAACCAACAAAAAUUUUAAGGAAAUGAAAUUAUUUCCUAAGAAAAUUUUCUUCAAGAAAUUAGGAAGAGAAUUUUAGAAUUAAGAGGAGUUUUUUUCCCCUUAAAUAGAUUAUGGUCAAUAUUUUUGCUGUGGUGCCUAUAUUAGCACCCGCUAAAGGCCAUUUUAUUUAUAAAUAGAUACAUAGGCUCUUGUGUUUUUUUUUUUUAAUUUUGGGAGUCUUUAUAAGGAAUGAUGUUUUUGUUGCCUGAUUUUAAUGGGCAAAAACAUCGGUUCUUUUUUACUCGCAACAUCUUGAUUUUAGCAAGCGUUGUAACUCUGUUUUACAUCCUGUAGUAUGAAUUUUUUAUCAAGGUAAUACGAAAA